Molecule: messenger RNA, 1940 nt
Organism: Myotis brandtii (Brandt's bat)
Lineage: Eukaryota; Metazoa; Chordata; Mammalia; Chiroptera; Vespertilionidae
Gene: AKR1E2
Product: aldo-keto reductase family 1, member E2
Exons: 12
Coding region: 338-1450 (370 amino acids)
Cellular component (GO): cytosol
Molecular function (GO): aldose reductase (NADPH) activity
Source: RefSeq, a predicted model, not a curated record
UCACCGGGCGGAGCUUGAGAGGGCAGAUGAGUUAGAGCGAUACUUCUUGUUUCGGGGCCCGUGCUUUGUUUAAAUUAUUGGGAAUCCGAAUCAUCAGCCAGUUACCCCAGCCACAAACCGGGGGACGCCUCCCGCUGACACGCCUCUCCUCUGACGUCACCACUAGGGGUCGAGACCUGUUUGCGUUCCGCUUCCGCGUAUCUCACAAUCUGGCCCCGCCGUCGCGCUGUCUCUUUGUUGCGCUCAGUAACUGAAUAAAUCAAUGAAAGGAUCUCACAGCCCUCUCCCGCCUCUGAGCAGCUCACAUCAUCAUGGAGAUGGAGGCUAAUAAUUAAAGAUGUGGGCGUGUCCACUGGCCAGGACGGCGCGGUCUGCUACCCGGACACCUCGGAGCCACCGGCCAAUCGCGGACCCCGCCUCAGGCGCCGCCCCCCCAGCUGAGAUGCCCACUAACCCGCCGCCUCGGAGCCACCCGCCAAUCUGGAGUCCGCCGCGGUGGCUCACCUCCAGAGCAGCACCGCCGCCACAGAAGCCGCUCCGAAGGAUGGAGAAGAUUCCUGUUCUGGGCCUGGGCACCUGGAAGGCGGCUCCAGGGGAAGUGACAGAGGCAGUGAAAGUGGCAAUCGAUGUGGGAUAUCGGCACUUUGACUGCGCCUACCUGUACCGCAAUGAGAGUGAGAUCGGAGCUGGGAUCCAGAGCAAGAUCCAGGAGGGCGUGGUUCGGCGGGAGGACCUGUUCAUCGUCAGUAAGCUCUGGUGCACCAGCCAUAAGAAGUCCUUGGUGAGACCAGCCUGCUCCAACACUCUGAAGGCCUUGAAGUUGGAGUACUUGGACCUCUACCUCAUACACUGGCCCAUGGGUUUCAAGCCUGGGGGGGAAGAGCUGCCCCUGGACCGCAGUGGCAUGGCGAUUCCCAGUGACACUGAUUACCUGGACACGUGGGAGGCCAUGGAGGACCUGGUGGUUGCAGGGCUGGUGAAAGCUAUUGGGGUGUCCAACUUCAACCAUGAGCAGCUGGAGAGGCUUCUGAAUAAGCCCAACUUGAGGUUCAAGCCACUGACUAACCAGAUUGAGUGCCACCCAUAUCUCAAUCAGAAGAAUCUGAUCAGCUUCUGCCAGUCCAGAGACGUGUCCGUGACUGCCUACCAGCCCCUCGGGGGUUCCAGUGGGGGUGUGGACCUGAUGGACAACCCCGUGAUCCAGUCCAUCGCACAGAAGCACCAGAAGUCCGCAGCUCAGAUUUUGAUCCGGUUUCAGAUCCAGAGGAAUGUGAUCGUCAUCCCCAAAUCCGUUAACCCGAAGCGGAUUCUUGAGAAUAUCCAGGUGUUUGAUUUUGAGUUACCAGAAGAGGAUAUGAAUGCCCUUUUCAGCCUGGACAGGAACCUCCGACUGACCAAAUUCCCCACAGCUAAAAAUCACAAGGACUAUCCUUUCCACAUAGAGUACUGAGCCGGCUCCCGCUCCCUCCCCCCGCACCGCCCAACAAAUCCAGGGCUGAGGGGCUCCCGCCCAGCAGCACAGCACAGGGCCUGCCUCAGAGGCACACACAGCCUGGCCAGGAAUGGGAGGGACGGAGGCUAAGCUCCCCAAGAAAUCAUCAGACUCAGUGAGAUCGGAGGAGGACGCGUCUGAGAGUGUGCUUGCCCCACGGAGCACAGUGGUGGUCGUCUCACAAGUACUGGGAGACCAGCAUGAAGAGCCUCUACAGCUGCGACUCGGCUUCAGCAAUGAGCCCCUCCUCUCUGCCGCCCACCAGUCCCCCCAAAUGAUUUUACAGCGAAACCUGGAAAGGAAGACUGGGUGAAAGUGGUGAGCUGUCUUAAUUCAACAGAGGAAUUUUUUUUCUUACAAUCUAAAUUUUAAUUUUAAAAUGCUAAUGUUUAAGAAAGUUUCCGAGGAAAUCAGAUUGAAUCAGAAAUAAACCUGUGCAAACAAAUCA